AAGGCCAUUUCUCCUCCCAGCCUUCAUCAGUCUGCUGCAGAGAGAAAAACAAGAGCGACCCUCCUACCCACAGGAACCAGUACUACUGAGUGGACUGCAGCCUGCAAAGCAACAUGUGUAUAGAAACUUCAGCCAUGUUCUCUCUUUUCCUGCUUCUUAUUGCAUCGACAAUGGCCCAGGACUGCUCACAGCCCUGUGCUUGCCCUGCCGACCCCCCACUCUGCCCGUUGGGGACCAGCCUGGUCCUGGAUGGCUGUGGCUGCUGUAAGGUGUGUGCCAAGCAGCUGGGGGAGCCCUGCUCCAUGCUGGAGCCCUGUGACCAUCACAAAGAGGUCUACUGUGACUACGCUCUGCUGAGUGACACUGAGACUGGCAUCUGCAUGGCUCAAGAGGGUCAGACGUGUGACCUAGGAGGGGCGGUCUACCGCAGUGGGGAGUCCUUCCAGCCCAGCUGUAAGCACCACUGUGUGUGUAUGAAUGGAGAAAUCGGCUGUGUGCCAAUGUGUGCCAGUGACAUCCGGCUGCCCUCCCUCGACUGCCCAUACCCACGCCGGAUCCAGAUCCCCGGGAGAUGCUGUGAGGAGUGGGUAUGUGAGCAGAUGCCUCAGGACCACCACUACCAGUCAGUGAUUGCCGGAGCCUCUCAGAUUCAUCCCCUGCCCUCUUCAAAUCCUGACUCAGUCUUCAGACAGGUUUCUCCCUAUGGGCCACAAAGAGAGAGUCACAAAGAUAAUUGCAUAGUCCAGACAACACAGUGGAGUGAGUGCUCAGCCACCUGUGGCAUGGCCGUCUCAUCCCGUAUCACCAACGACAACCAGCGCUGCCAGCUGGAGAGGCAGACCAGGAUUUGCAUGGUCCGGCCCUGCAACAGCCAACUUGUGAAAGAAAUCAAGAAAGGGAAGAAAUGUGUCCGGACACCAAAGGCCCAGCGAGUGAUGCACUUUGAGCUGUCAGGCUGCUCCAGCACCAGGCUGUACAAACCUAAGUUCUGCGGCGUCUGUACAGACAAUCGCUGCUGCACGCCUCACACCACAAUCACAGCUGAGGUGGAGUUCCGCUGUCCAGAGGGAGAUGUCUUCAUGAAGAAGAUGAUGUUUAUCAAGACCUGCUCCUGUCAUCAUGACUGUCCUCAUGAUAACGACAUCUUCCUGGCAUCCAAUACUCGGAGGAUGAUUGGGGAUUAUGACAACAAUAUGUGACCAGAGACUUAUGCACAAAGACACAUUGAAAACCAUUCAUCAGGACUGCAACAUGCUUACAACCAAGCCAACGCUCUGCCUUUACAACCACAUGCACAUUCAGUGUAAUCCAGACUUCAAGCAAUGAGUCAGAAAUUUAUUACCUUUAGUUAAAGAGACAACAACACUUUCUUGUUUAAUUGUUGGUUUGCUUUGAGGAAAGAUGAUGAGGCCGAUGAUGUUAUGAAAUGUUUGUCUGGACAAUGGCUGGUAAGAGGCAAUACAAAAAUAGGAAAAUAGGCCUUAAAAAUAAUUUCCAAUCCAUCAGAGAUUGACACAUUAUACACAUUUGGAAGAAAAAUGCCCACAUAAAAAUACACAGUUGUCCCGGCCAGAACAAAAAAAAUCUGAAAGAAUUUAGCUUCACAUGCUUCUGCCUACAAUCAAUCCUGCCAGGUUAAGAGAUGAAGGAGAGCAAGACAUCUCUUGAAUUUAGCUUUUCUUGAAUGUUAAGAUACAAACUGACGACAUACUGAAAAAGAAAUGUAUGGAAACAUAUCAGGUCUUACAUUUUUUAAUCUGUAUCAUAAGAUCAAUCCACCAUAAGGCAGCUUCUACUGAUGCACCCUGGUACCAAGGGUCUGGUGACAGUACCCCAAAAUCCAAGAAUCUCUUCGAAAACAGUUUCUUGCAUCAGAGUUAUAUAUAGCCACGUUGUAUGGUUUUCUAUUCCAUAGGAUUCUGUUAAUGGAUAUUACUUCAGAUCACAUAUUCAAAUAUUUACAAAAUAAAUGGGCCAAGCACUUGAUUGUCUUAAUUUAGAUAAUAUUUGAAUGAUGGCUCUUAAAGCUUUGUAAUUUCAAGUAAUGCACAAUCUUGAAAAUGUAGACUUUUAUAGCACUGACAUUAUGAUCAUUAUUUGUUACAUUGAGACUCAAAGGUAAUUUAGUUCUGAUCUUGAGACAAUGAAACCAAUAUCACUGUAGGAUAACAGUCUCUAAAGAUGAAUAGGAGCACCUCAACUGCACUAUUGUUUUAAAAUCCUGAAAUAACAUUUUUUUUUUUAUCUUUAAUUAAUGAGUGACAAACUUUUUUGGGGUAUUUACAGGAAAACAGUGAAUGCUUAAAAAAUAGUGUGACAGAUGUAGAGAAACUGGCUCAAUAAUGUUAUUGAAGUUUGUUGACCGUAGUUAAGAUUAGCUGUCAUGAACCUAAUCUUAAAACAAAAUGUUAACCAAAGAUGAAGAUUAUGUUACUAUUUUUCAUAAAGGUAAUGUAUUAUGUAUUUUUUUGCAAAUGUGGCCUAAAUGAUGUGAUAAGACUUGAAUAAUGACAAUCAAACAUGGCCACUCUGUCUUUACACAGAGAAGUUGUGUUGGCUAGUUGUAUUAAAGCGUCUUUCUGAGUGUACAGGUAACACAAUGUGGGUACAUCAAUGAAAGUUGAUAAGAAAUUUCCAUUAAAAAAACUCCUGAAAUGUAACGAAAAUGACAGACUGGGGGAGAUGUAGUUCCCUGGGAGCCACAGAAAUGCUCCUGGAGAAACUGCCCACACCAAGACAUGCAAGGGGAAACUAAAGUUAAAAUAUUUGCCUUACAUUUAUUAUGUACGACUUAUUUCUCAAAGUAAUGACAAUACAGAAGACGUCAGUUUUGCUAUGACACAUUUAGUCUUUCUUUAGUCUGUUUUGACAUUGGUAGCCUCCUGAGAAGCUGGCAGUCAGUUACGUUACUGUAGAUUGGUCUAGUUCAGUGUCCUUUGUCUUUCCAAUUCCAAUAGUUUUUCUAUUCUGACGCCACAGUCUAAAGACAAGUGUAGGGAAGAAAAUUAUUUAACAUGGCUAAAAUUAAUUUGACUCCCAUUAUUAACUGAAUAUUGAAAAAAGAAGGUUAUGGACAAAUUUAGCAUUUGCUAAAUAAAACUGUGUAUAUACUGUAAGACUGUGUACAGUUUUGUACUAUAAUUUAUACAAUUUGUUUAAACACAGUAUUGUAGCUCUGUAACUGUAUUCUAUUGCUUUGUUUUUUCACUGUAGCCACCUGACUAAGAUACAAGUGAGUCAUUGUCUGUUGCACUUUUGCCUCUUUUUCAAUAAACAAAGUUUAUUUUUAUAGAUA
This is a messenger RNA of Limanda limanda (common dab), 3295 nucleotides long. It is a transcript of the gene ccn2b, whose product is annotated as cellular communication network factor 2b. Lineage: Eukaryota; Metazoa; Chordata; Actinopteri; Pleuronectiformes; Pleuronectidae. Gene Ontology annotation, cellular component: extracellular matrix; extracellular region. Bases 114 to 1199 code for a protein of 361 amino acids. The record is from RefSeq and is a predicted model, not a curated record. The transcript has 5 exons. Gene Ontology annotation, molecular function: integrin binding; heparin binding. Gene Ontology annotation, biological process: cell adhesion; signal transduction.